AUUUUAUAAUAGUCUUUUACCGACUUUCUUAUCUUUCAAUGUGCAACUUUGAUAGUUUUUGUCAUCUUUUCACUCGGUUUCCUCCUCCUACUUCUGUACACAACAAAAGAAAAGCUGUAAAUACUUUCGAAGCAGGUCUGGACCAGAAAGAUAUAUAUUUCGAGUAUAUAGAGUUGAUAAAUAUAUUUAAUUUCAUGUCUUUGAGUGUGACUGCAAAAAUCCUUUUCUGGAUUGCAACAAAAACAACUCUGAGUUGCGAAAUCACCACAAAAAAAUCAAGGAAUCGAAAUUCAACACAUUUAAAGCUUUUCAAGUCUUCCUUUGAAAAAGAAUUGAAAGGAAGGUUUACUCUGAUCAACUAGUAAUUGCUUGACUAUGAUACCAACUGGAAAAAACUUUUACGCCCAUAACGCCACUUCCGAGGGAAGAGCACCAAUGAGAAACUCCAAUGCUGCGAGUCACAUCCCACCCGCCGCUGAAGAACCACCACGGCAGAGACAGAGAAGAGGUCUGAGUGUCGCUCCCAAGUCAAAACAAGAUAGCUCAAGUGAAAACAACAGCUCGGAAACUUCGCCAUCUUUCACUUCUGUGCAGCUGCCAGAGGUUGCUUUUGAAACUUUUGGAUUUUGGAAUGUUCAAAAUAACCCUAACGAUACACUCAUAAGAGGUUUUACUUUAGCAGUGGUAGUUCUACCAUCUAUCCUAGCAAUAUUGACCCCCAUAUUCUUUCCUGAAUUGUCUGAAGAAGUUGACAUAGCAAGCUUCUUCACCGAUAUCCUCAUGAUAAUGGCUAUUGGUUAUUUUGUGAAGUUCGCCUCAGAAUGGCCAUGGUUUUGGUUGAAACAAAUUCGGGAAACAAAAAGCUUUCAUUUGAAGAAUAUCAAUGGAGCGUAUGAAUGUAAAUUUAAGUUGAAUGAAGGUGUCGAAGAGGAAUUUCUCAUAAAGGAAACCCACAUGGUAUUGAAGCUUCAAAAAUAUCAGUUAAUUGCAAUGUUUUCCUGUAUUGGAGGCAUUAUUCUUGGGAGCUUGUUGAUGGUCUUAUCGAGGAGUCUAAUUAUAACAUCCAAAUUAAGGAAAGACAUUGUGUUCAGUAAUUUCAAUAUUUGUGUGUUUUCUCUCUGGGGGGCUUUCCGGUCCUUUUUAGCAGUUUAUGAAAUUUUACAAGAACAGUCACUUGCUGAAAAUGAUUUAACAACAAGCAUUACGGAGGAAAACAUGCACUUACUACUAGGUAAUAAACCCAACAAAGAAAAAACACCAAUGGAUCUUGCAAAACUUAAAAUGAAGCGUUUGUCGAAAUUGUUCGGGAACUCCAAAAUCAUCGAAUUAGAGAAAAUUACUGAUAUGAUCCAGUUUCAAAAUAUUGUUGAAUUGAUCGAUUCUAAAGUAGACCAGUAUUACAGCUUUUUGAAAACAGUAGCUAGCACCCAGGAAUCACAAUAUAAAUCCCUUUCAGAAGAAAUCACUAAGCUUAACAUUGAAAUAAAAAAUCUAGUCGAGAAGUCUGAUGCAUCAACAAUGAAGCUCGAAAGGCAGAACCAUCAACCUCAAACAUUCAAGCCAUUUCCUUUUAGUCUGAGCUUGUACCAUAAAAAAAUAGAGAGUAAAAAUAAUUCAGCCUCUUUCCAAGCAAGUUCAAGUCCCCACAAGGAACACGAUAUUGAGGAAUUUCAACUGAAUCCCAUGCCAUUGAGUAUGUCAACAAUUUUUGAGGAGCCAGAAGAAACAAAACAUAAGUUUAUACCCAACCAAGACGGUAGUGGUAUAAACGAAGGUUCCAAUGACCCAUUUUCAAGAAACCCAGAUAAAAAUAGGGGCUAUUUUUCAUUGCAUGGUUUACCGUUCACGUCUGCAAUACAAGAUCUUAUCACCAGAAAAGUUGUUAAUGCUAACUUCUUGCCGAACCAUCAAAAUCAUUUUUUGCAACAUUUAGAUGGAUAUGAAGGAGAGCAACUUCAUGACCUCGGUAGCUUGAAUGAUACGUAUGACCAUGAGCAAGGUAAAUAUGGCAGGAAGAACAAAGCUUCAUAUAGAAAUUAUUUCUUCAAUACCAUUGAUGAAUUGAUAGAAAAGCUAAGUCAUAUUUCAUUGAAAGAAACAGUAAUGAAUCCUUUCUCCAUGAUUCAAAUAUACUACACUGACAUUAUGCCUCUAGUUAAAAGCUUUUUUGCUGAUUGCUACCUUACGACUAUAAAUCAUAUCGAUCAAAUUAAAAGUAUAAUUUGGAAAAUGGUCAAUAUUCACAUUUUUCAGAAAACUGAACAAAUGAAACAAUUUGGAUCCUAUGUUUAUGAAAAAUAUAUUCAAUCUACUAAAAAAAUCUUCGAAUUUUAUUUAUUAGUAUUCACAGCCAUUCCAUUCAAUAUAAUACGUAUAAUAAUUUCUAUUAAUCUUUUUUUUCCAAAAAUUUUGAUACGAACUUUUAUUAUAUACCCCAUGAUGGUAAUCAUAAGUUUACAAACAAGUGAAAAUGAUAAGACCUUUGAAGAAAAUCAUAACUUCAGCGAAAUGAAAAAGUUUCACUUAGCCCCUCACCCAAAUAGUCGGUUCCGGCCACAUCAUGCUCAACCAUUUGAAGCUAGAAAGAUAAUUUUGCGACUGCUUGCCAGAUAUUAUGAUUUGGAUCUCGAUUAUUCACAUCCGUACAAUAAUUCGACAAACUCUCCUGUGGAUUUAAGCAAUCAAACUUAAGCUUACAUUUUCGAUUAAGCAAUGAUCUUUCUGGAAGACUUUUUUUUUACCCUUCUCCAAGCCCGAAGAACUUAGCAAGAGUGCUUUCUGUGUGCUCUUCAGAAAAGUCAAUUAGAAGCUUAUGUCUUUGACUAGACUGUGACUUGGUAACUUUCGAAGUUGGGGCUGAUUUCAUCACUGAUCUUUUUGCAAUCAACAUAUUCGCAUUUAGUCACAAACGUUUUUGGACCGUUUUUUCUUUUUGAAAAAAAAAAAAAUCAAGUACUGCACUUACUAAUUAGAAAUCC
This is a messenger RNA of Hyphopichia burtonii NRRL Y-1933, 2978 nucleotides long. RefSeq lists its product as uncharacterized. The transcript has a single exon. The coding region runs from base 376 to 2691 and encodes 771 amino acids. The record is from RefSeq and is a predicted model, not a curated record. Lineage: Eukaryota; Fungi; Ascomycota; Pichiomycetes; Serinales; Debaryomycetaceae.